Trypanosoma cruzi is the source of this 1284-nucleotide messenger RNA. RefSeq names its product mucin-associated surface protein (MASP), putative. Bases 1 to 1284 code for a protein of 427 amino acids. The record is from RefSeq and is a predicted model, not a curated record. Gene Ontology annotation, cellular component: membrane. Gene Ontology annotation, biological process: signal transduction. The transcript has a single exon. NCBI's taxonomy places the organism in Eukaryota, Euglenozoa, Kinetoplastea, Trypanosomatida, Trypanosomatidae.
AUGGCGAUGAUGAUGACUGGCCGUGUGCUGCUGGUGUGUGCCCUCUGCGUGCUGUGGUGCGUUCCGGCCGAUGGAGAUAUUGUUGUUGUUUCUGGUGGGGACGACAACAUUCUGAAAGAAUUAUUUAUUCCAGUUGCGAGAUUGCGGUUAAGACAAGAAAAAAGAGCAGCAGAAGCAAUAGCUGACGCAAAGGCAGCAGCAGAAACAGCAGCAAAGGCAGCAAAAGCAGCAACAGAAGCAACAAAAACAGCAGCAGUAAAAGCAGAAGAAGCAGAGGCAGCAGCAGAGGCAGCAGCCAAAGCAGCAGAAGCGGCAGAAGCGGCAGCAGAAGAAGCAAAAGCAGCAGCCACAGAAGCGGCAAAGGCUGUAGACACAGAGGAAAAAGCAAGAGCAGCAGCAGCAGCAGCUGAAUCAGCAGCAACAAAAGCAACGACAGCAUCAAAAGCAGCAACAAAAGCAAAAGCAGCAGCAGAAGAAGCAAAGGCAGCGGCAGAGGCUGCAGCAGCAAAGGCAGAAGAAGCGGAAGCAAAGGCAGCAGCAGAGGCAGCAGCAACGGCAACAGAAGCGGCAGAAGCAGCAAAGGCAGCAGCAGAGGCAGCAGCAGAGGCAGCAGCAACGGCAACAGAAGCGGCAGAGGCAGCAGCCACAGCAGCAAACGCGGCAACAGCUGCAGCAAAAGCAGCAGAAGAAAAAGAUGAAGCAGAAGAAGCAGCAAAAGAAGCAGCAAAAGAAGCAGCAGCAGCAAAAAUAAUAGCAGCAUCAGCAGCAAAAGCAGCAAAAGAAGCAGCAGAAAAGGCAGAAAAAGCAAAAGCAGCAGCAGAAACAGCCGAAGCAAAAGCAGCAGCAGCAGCAGAAGCAGCAGCAGCAGAAAAGGCAAAAGCAGCAGCAACGGAAGCGGACGCAAAAGCAACAGCAGCAAAGACAGCAGAGGCAGCAGCAGAAGCACUGCGAGGAACAACAGUCGGAGAAGAGAAAGGAAAAACAGCAAUACAUGAUCAGGAUAAUUCAGUCGAACACCAUUCUGGAGAAAAACAAGAGCUUCUACAAGAACAAGAACCGGAACGACAAGAAAAAGAACAGCAUGAAAAGCAGCAACACCAACAGCGUGAGCAUUCCGCACGAAAUACUGAAGAAUCCGCGAAAGACAAUACUGCUAAUGGUACAAAUGCAACCGCAAUUACGGACGACACCGACAGCAGCACCGCGGUCUCCCACACCACCUCCCCUCUUUUGCUUCUUCUUGUUUUUGCGUGUGCUGCUGCUGCUGCGGUGGUGGCCGCGUGA